Apaloderma vittatum (bar-tailed trogon) is the source of this 717-nucleotide messenger RNA. Its product is annotated as WD repeat-containing protein 25-like. The record is from RefSeq and is a predicted model, not a curated record. The annotation marks the transcript as partial. The transcript has a single exon. NCBI's taxonomy places the organism in Eukaryota, Metazoa, Chordata, Aves, Trogoniformes, Trogonidae.
AUGAGUUCGUCGCUGGUUGCUUAUGAUGAUUCAGACUCUGAGGCAGAAACUGAAAAGACUGAAGUCCCCAAUACUUCUAGCAGAAAAACAAGCCAUCCAAGUUCUUCUGUGAACUGUGUUCGGUACUUUGCACCUGGUAGUUUGGGUACAAAAUCUGCAUAUGAAAUGCAGUGUACUGAGAACGCUGACAGUUCUGGCACAAGUGCUGUUUCUGGAGAUCCUCCUGAACAUUACACACAGAAUAACAACGCUGUUUUGACAUUUCCUUAUUGUAGGAGAGCAUAUUCUGGCCAUACUGCAUUAUGCAUGCCAUACAAAAACUAUGAACAAACAUCCAGCUCUUCAACAAACUCUGGAAAUGGUGUUUCCCAGAAGAGAAUACAUAAAGACAGUACUACUGCCAUAAAAGGAAUUAGACCAUAUAUCCCUAAAAGAUUACGCCAAGAAAAUUCUAGUGUGCCUGAAAAAAAAGAAUCUGAUCAGAGAGAUAGCUCAGAUGGUGAUGUUAAUAUAGGCAUAUCAGGAGAGCAGACUUCAAGAAAGAUCUCUGAAUUAAUUAAGCCGUAUUUGGGAUCCAAAUAUAGAACAACUGAAGUUCCCAGAAACUUGAUAUUUUACAUGUCCAAACACAGUGGCCCUGUUAAUGAAAUUCAAUGGUGUCCUGUACGAGAACAAAGUCACAUGCUUCUCUCGGCUUCCAUGGACAAAACAGUCAAG